Messenger RNA from Mandrillus leucophaeus (drill), 7726 nucleotides. It is a transcript of the gene S1PR3, whose product is annotated as sphingosine-1-phosphate receptor 3. The record is from RefSeq and is a predicted model, not a curated record. Gene Ontology annotation, molecular function: sphingosine-1-phosphate receptor activity. Gene Ontology annotation, cellular component: membrane. Bases 3778 to 4914 code for a protein of 378 amino acids. The transcript has a single exon. Gene Ontology annotation, biological process: G protein-coupled receptor signaling pathway. NCBI's taxonomy places the organism in Eukaryota, Metazoa, Chordata, Mammalia, Primates, Cercopithecidae.
AUGGCAAAAGCAAAGGUGUGGAGAAGGUUCAGAGGAGACAGGACAAGUAUAAAAUGGUAGGGUCAGGUUGUCAUGGGGGAAACUGAGGCACAGGCAAGCUGAGGUAGUACAAGAACAGUCUGAAUUAUAACAAUAUGCCAGUGUUACCUAAAAGGAUGAGGAACAUGGAGCUGUGCUUGAAUCCCUACCUGAGCUGGGGACAAGGGGCCUCGGGCAUCACUGAUUGGAACCAAGGUUUGUCUGCAGCUUGUCAGUUUCUGUCUCAGAAGCUCCACAUACUGGAGUGGGUAUCCCGGCGAUGCUGUGGGAUAAACCAGGACACUGUGGUGUCAUGGACAGCUGUCUGUCUGCCAGGUGAAGGCCCCUCUCGUUGCAGUGUGAGCCGGGCAGGUCAUCCGUUUGGCAGCAUGGUGACGGCUCUGGCCCCAGCUGCUAUGGGAGGGAGGAUGCUGGCACAGGGCACUGCCCACAGACUGCCUUUGCUCCAUGCCUUUUCCAUGAGCAUGAGUGGCUGUUCAUGUGGGAAACGGCAGAGCCUUCGUGGCCCCCUUCAGCACUGUGCAAUGGUACUGGAGGUGGCAGGAGACAGCCUGAGGGCCCAGGUUGUCCUCAUACCCGGCUUCAUGCCAGGGUGCAUGCCGGGCACAGCACAUGUGUCCCCGAGAGGCCCCUGAUCAGGGUGGAAACCCAGCAAAGUGAAAAUCAGAAAUAGUGAUUCUCCAGUCCCUGCUCACAGACAAAGAAAGAAAGAAAUCAUAAGCAAUACUAGGCCCGGCACGGUGGCUCACACCUGUAAUCCCAGCACUUUGGGAGGCCAAGGCAGGCAGAUCACUAGAGGUCAGGAGUUCAAGACCAGCCUGGCCAACAUGGUGAAACCCCUGUCUCUACUAAACAUACAAAAAUUAGCCAGGCGUGGUGGCAGGCACCUGUAGUCCCAGCUACUCAAGAGGCUGAGGCAGGAGAAUCGCUUGAACCCGGGAGGCGGAGGGUGUGGUGAGGUGGAGGGUUUGGUGAGCCAGGAUCGCGCCACUGCACUCCAGCCUGGGUGACAGAAUGAGACUCCAUCCGCAAAACAAAACAAACAAACAAAAACUAAAGGGACAGUAUCUUUUUAGCACCUGUCAUUGUACAGGACGCUGGGGAGGGUACUGUGGACUUACCCUGGGUGGAAGGUCCCUGUGUGAAUGGAGAAGCUGGAUGCUCAGAAAAUGCUGCUGCCUGUGAUAUUAUCCCAUUUAAAGAGGCAGUUUGCAAUGCUUUUUCAAAAGUGGCAUGCAGCAUCAGAGAAAAGUCACCAGGGCUGGGAUGAUUCCAGAAAAUGUUACAGAGCAAGUCGAAUUUGACUUGAGGUUUGAAGGAUGGGCAAUAUUUAAAUAAAAAUCAGAAAGGGUAGAGAGGGAGGGGCUGGGGGGAAGGCUGCCCACUGGACUGUCCUGUUCACCUCCAGGAGAACCUACAGGUGACACAUAGUCUCUUCUCAGGUGAAUGGGGAGCCAAGUAGCGCUGGCGUGGAUGAGCCACGCUCGGGGCUCAGGGAGGCAGGCCCAGGGCCCUGCACUGCCUGUCAUGGCUCAUGAGUGAUGGGAGAGAUCUGGGCAGGCAACCCCCUCUCGUCCUGCAUCAUCAGCCCGGACUUGGAACUUGGCUGCUUUUUCUUUCUGCAGUGAGCAGAGGGCCUUGACCAACAAUAAGCCUUUCUGCCAGCACUUGGCAUUCCAGCUGACCUCGACCCAAGGCCUCUGUGACUUCAGGAGGCGGCAGCUGGGAAGGGUCGGGCAGUUCCAGGCAGAGCACAGACGUCAGCUCGGACAUCCCACCCCCCACCAGCCCUCUACCCCUGUGGUCUCCAGAACAACUAACACCUCCAAGCUCCAGGACACUGGAAAAAAAUCUUUGCAAAGAAGCAAGGGGCCAUCUCAGAAAAUCCAGGCCCCCCAAACUGAUGUAGAGAGAGGACUCUGACAGCAUCCGCCACUCCGGAAGGUCACGAGGAUACAGACACCAUCUGGAGCCACCUCUGCUUCUCAGCCCCAACCAGGCAAGCCCCAGAUCUUCAAGGGACUGAUCUGUACCUGGGAAUAAACUCAUGGGUGGAUGAGAUUCAGUCUAUCACACCCUAAAACGCAGAGCCCAUAGUAUUGGUGAGUGGUUCAUGUGUCUCUGAAGCAAAUUUAGGGCUGUGGUUCAAACGUUGUAAAAGUUACAGAAAAAAAUUCACUGGAUACACACAGUGGGCUCUUUUAAAUUAGCCUCAUUUGAACUUAAUUCGAUAUUUAAAUACUCAAAUAAUAGAUGAUGGCCGGGCGCGGUGGCUCACGCUUUAAUCCCAGCACUUCGAGAGGCUGAGGCAGGCUGAUCCCUUGAGGUCAGGAGUUUGAGACCAGCCUGGCCAACAUGGUGAAACCCCGUCUCUACUAAAAAUACAAAAAUUAGCCAGGCAUGGUGGCGGGUGCCUGUAAUCCCAGCUACUUAGGAGACUGAGGCAGCAGAAUCACUUGAACCCGGAAGGGGGAGGUUGCAGUGAGCCGAGAUUGCACCAUUGCACUCCAGCCUGGGCGACAGAGCAAGACUCCGUCUCAAAAAAAAAAUUUUUUUUAAUAAAAAAUAAAAUAAAAUAAAUGAAUCCACUGAAAGCGGUUUCUACCUUGAUAGUUGGGUAUGUGGCGUCAUCGACAUCACAGAAGGCUGAUUGAUAUUACCUGUUACCAGUGUGGUUGAGUACAAAUGUUUGAGGUCUGGUGAGAGAAGAGUUUGGUAUUCAGAACUCAUCGAGGCCUUUGCUUACCACUUUCUCUCUCUUGCAGUGCUCCCAAAUGUGCCGCUUCUGUUGGUUCACAUGCUCCCACGUAGUUCUAUCUGAUAUUCAGGGCUCUGAAUUUCAAGCCAGACUCAGUGAGUGUGAUUGUCACUGCUUUCCUGUCCUUCCUUUAUCCUCUGUAGACUUAGGUCCCGUUUUUGCAGGUUGAUAUUCCUUCUUCGCUGGGCCCUGGACCCGCUGCUCACCAGUGUGGUGUCUGCAUGGGCACUGCCCAGACUUGCACUGUUGGUCCCUCGAUGACCGCAUGGUCAGGCCUCAGGGCUCUCUGCCAGGCCAAUCUACAGCCCAUUCAGACCUGAUUUCUGGGCCUGGAUCCAGGGGACACCAUCUGGGAAGGGAGGGAGCUUCCCACGAUACCACUGUGAAACUCACCAGGGAGGUCUUGGAAAUUGAGCAGGCAUCAUUCAGAUUCCAUCCUGCUUUUAGGUCCUGAGAAAAUCCUGCUUUUCCCUGGGUAACUGGGAUAAUGGGUCACCAGCUCCCGUGCCCUAGAUGAGGACUAGUUAGCAUUUUCUAGUGCCUGGAGAUUUCCAGAUGGAAGCUGUAUUUGGGUCUGUGUAUCUUUGUUACAGGAUUCAAUAAUUCAUGCACUGAAUUUCCCUUCCCGGCAACUCGAGACACCAAAUUGCUUCCUAUGCUCACCCAAUCACUUAGGAACUCAGCCUGUGUCUAAAGACCCUCUGUGCAGCCUGACCUGGCCAGCCAUCCCCAUACUUCCACAUUUUUCAUGCCUUUCUCCAACAGCGUUGCCGUGGCCCCUUAGGCGGCGAUCGUUGUAUCAAGGGUCACUCCCUCUUUUUAUCUGUUGGCAGGAGCCCGUUUUCAACGCCCUCGCUGGAGUCCGGCCUGCACGCUUUGCUGAAAGAAGCCAGAGCCUCAGCCCUGCUUCCCUCUGAAAUGAAUGUUCCUCGAGCGCCCUCUGGUGGAUUUUGGAGCUAACCGUCUGUGAAUGCCGAGUGAUGGCAACUGCCCUCCCGCCGCGUCUCCAGCCUGCGCGGGGGAAUGAGACCCUGCGGGAGCAUUACCAGUACGUGGGGAAGCUGGCGGGCAGGCUGAAGGAGGCCUCCGAGGCCGGCACGCUCACCACCGUGCUCUUCUUGGUCAUCUGCAGCUUCAUCGUCUUAGAGAACCUGAUGGUUUUGAUUGCCAUCUGGAAAAACAAUAAAUUUCACAACCGCAUGUACUUUUUCAUUGGCAACCUGGCUCUCUGCGACCUGCUGGCCGGCAUCGCCUACAAGGUCAACAUUCUGAUGUCCGGCAAGAAGACGUUCAGCCUGUCUCCCACGGUCUGGUUCCUCAGAGAGGGCAGUAUGUUCGUGGCCCUGGGGGCGUCCACCUGCAGCUUACUGGCCAUCGCCAUCGAGCGGCACUUGACCAUGAUCAAAAUGAGGCCUUACGACGCCAACAAGAAGCACCGCGUCUUCCUGUUGAUCGGGAUGUGCUGGCUCAUUGCCUUCACGCUGGGCGCCCUGCCCAUUCUGGGCUGGAACUGCCUGCACAAUCUCCCGGACUGCUCUACCAUCCUGCCCCUCUACUCCAAGAAGUACAUCGCCUUCUGCAUCAGCAUCUUCACGGCCAUUCUGGUGACCAUCGUGAUCCUCUACGCACGCAUCUACUUCCUGGUGAAGUCCAGCAGCCGUAAGGUGGCCAACCACAACAACUCGGAGCGGUCCAUGGCACUGCUGCGGACCGUGGUGAUUGUGGUGAGCGUGUUCAUUGCCUGCUGGUCUCCACUCUUCAUCCUCUUCCUCAUCGAUGUGGCCUGCAGGGUGCAGGCGUGCCCCGUCCUCUUCAGGGCUCAGUGGUUCAUCGUGCUGGCUGUGCUCAACUCGGCCAUGAACCCGGUCAUCUACACGCUGGCCAGCAAGGAGAUGCGGAGGGCCUUCUUCCGUCUGGUCUGCAACUGCCUGGUCAGGGGACGGGGGGCCCGCGCCUCCCCCAUCCAGCCUGCGCUCGACCCAAGCCGAAGUAAAUCAAGCAGCAGCAACAACGGCACCCACUCUCCGAAGGUCAAGGAAGACCUGCUCCACACAGCCCCCUCAUCCUGCAUCAUGGACAAGAACGCAGCGCUUCAGAAUGGGAUCUUCUGCAAGUGAUCGUCUCUGUGCGCCCUGCUCUGCGGCUGUGUUAUUUAUUGCAUGCAUCGCUUCCACAGGGGCCCCUCGAGAGCUGUGCCUCGGGAGAGCUACCGUACUUUGACCAACAGCCUGCCCAGUGUGGACAUCUCUUACAGAGGGGGCCCGAGGAAUCACCACCCCAUUUCAGUGUAGACAACGUGCCUUGUCCGCUUUGGGCUCCAGAGCCUUUCAGAUGUACUGAGCUGCUGACAUCAUCCACAGCCUUCUGCUGAAUCCCAGACACCCUCCCUGUUGUCCACAGAGAGGGAAGGUCGUGGGCCACAUAAUGCUGUGUGACUCUCCGUGUGCCUCUGAACAGUGUUUUGAUGAUUUACACUACAUUUCCUAUGCAUAGAAUGGAUGCUUGUAUAUUCGUACAUCUCUAUGUUACACAGAAUUUGUGUUGCAGGUGUUUGCCAUGUGGUACAUACAUAGAAUCUCCAUACAACCCAGGUAACAGGUUAUACAAGUGGGUUCGGACUGAACCCCCGGUACAAGGACAUGGUUGUGAACUAGGUGGACAUGCCAUCCCUGGUCUCCUUAGACUGACAUGAAGUCUCAUGUUCACCAAGUUUUUGAAGUUCAAAUUCUCCAAAAAGGGCUUGUCCAAGGCUGGCCCCAGAUGUGAGGGUCUGACCCACGCCAGCCCUGUGUCCUUUCAGUCAUUUGUCCCUGCGUAAUUUUAAUCAUAUCCCAAAGUCAAAUGAUGUGAUGGUUUUCAGGUUUCUGCAAAUCACAGAAAAGCCAGUCGAGAUCACGCAGGAGCUUGUGCCCCCAGGCGGGCCAAAGAGCAAGCCUAUGAAGGAGCAGCAGAAGCGGGCGGCUGACCUGGCUCACCUUCCCAUGCCACUGGGGCGGGGGUCUGCUUCAGGAAACAGAAGGUGUCUAGGAAAUGAGCAGAGAUUCACAAGACAGCACUUCGAUUCUAUGUUGAGUUUGUUUCUAUAUUAGAAAAGCACCAAGUCAGUAAUCCCCCGUGGUGUCACAGCUGAGUAGCUGUGGCCACCAGCAGUUUCACAGCUUCCUGAAAGCUGGGACUAACUGUGAUUAUCAGUAAGAGAAGUUUAAUUGUCAGGUUAGAAAAUGUGAUCUGGCAGUUGAUGCAUUCUUCAAAGUGAUCUAUUGUAAUAAUACCUACAUGAUACUGUAAUUUUACUUUUCAACAUAAGUUGAACCUGUAGCAGUCUGUUUACCUUGUAAAGGGAUUUCUUAGAAGACAUUUUUGUACAUGCUCUUCCCCAAGGAUUGUACGUGUUAUACAAAUAGAUGGAAAGAAAAGUGAACAUGUUUGUAGAACUAUCAUAAGCACACAGUAGCCAUGUUGAGUUCUCUUUAAAAACAAGGACAAAACCAACUAGCCUUCAAAGGAAGCUCACAUCAGAGUUCCCUGAAGUAUUUUAGGUUCAGUGAGCAUUUGCCUGAAUUAAACCUAAAAGAGUGGUCUUAACACGUUAAUAACUUUUUCUAAGAGAAAUUGAUUCCUGUUUUGUCAUCUGAUGCAAGCUGCUCUUAUAAAGAGACAUUUUUGUGGGUUCAGGGUAACUCAUCUCCAUGGGCUGACCAAAGACGUUUCUAAUUUUUGUUACUGAUGAGAUGAAACCUAUUUGUAAGGAAAUCUUCCCCAGGAGCAUUUCUGUUGCCUUCUUGACAUCAAUGAAAAGUAGCGUAUUCUCUUAUGAGAUAGCAUGAGAAAACCCAGGGCAUUUCUAGGACAGUAAAACAUUGAAGUACUGGAUUAAGAAAAUGACAGGCCAGGUGUGGUGGCUCACGCCUGUAAUCCCAACAUAUUGGGAGGAUGAGGUGGGCGGAUCACCUGAGGUCAGAAGUUCAAGACCAGCCUGGCCAACAUGGUGAAAUCCCAUUUCUACUAAAAACACCAAAAUUAGCUGGACGCGGUAGCGCAUGCCUGUAGUCCCAGCUACUUGGGAGGCCAAGGCUGGAGAAUUGCUCAAAUCCGGGAGACAGAGAUUGCAGUGAGCCGAGAUUACGCCACCACACUCCAGCCUGGGCGACAGAGGAAGACUCUGUCUCAAAAAAUAAUAAUAAUAAUGAAUAAAAUAAAACAACAACAAAAUGCAUCGGAGAGCCAAGACAUUCAGUAUUGCAUUUUCACAUAGGUGAUGAAAUGACUUUGGAACUUUAUCUGUGUUAUAGUUAUGAAUUGCUUUGGGAGUCUUGGAGCUCUCUCUAGCUAUUGUUCAUAACGCUUUGCUCCAUAACCCUGAUGUCCCCAAUAUCUAAGUAUCUCAGCCUUCAUCCAUUAACUCUACUAGGGAGCCCACAGCCACCAUUCCCACUAGGAGGUAUCAAUGUUUGUGAUAUGACAUAAGGCUCCCUUGAAAUAACAAGACUUUUGAGCCAUCUGAAUUAAAAAUACAUCAAAAAAGUAGUUGUGCUCAUUUGCUAAAUGCAAAACAUAAUCACCUUUGAUACCAAUGUGUUCCAAUAAGUCUAACUAGCUAGCCAGCUGGAGAUAAUUUAGCAGCUGAAUGUUUCAAAGCCCUAACCUUGAAGUUUGGGAACAGGUGGUCUUCUGUGCUGCAGAGAAACUAUGCAUUAGAUCUCUUUUCAAUUAGAAACCUUUACUAUUUCCAAUGUAUGUUUGUUAAAAAAAAAUAAAAUAAAACCAAAAGGCUUCGUGUAAACCCACUCUUGGGAGGCCGUGAGAUGGGACUGUUUUGUUGUUUUCGCCGGGCGCCCUCCCCACUGCAGGGGUGCGCGCUGUUGCAGGCUUGUUACCCACCUGUGUUUCUCAGCAUUUCAGGAAUUAAACCACAUGCAGAACCCCAAA